Molecule: messenger RNA, 1508 nt
Organism: Musa acuminata subsp. malaccensis (wild Malaysian banana)
Lineage: Eukaryota; Viridiplantae; Streptophyta; Magnoliopsida; Zingiberales; Musaceae
Product: E3 ubiquitin-protein ligase PUB23-like
Biological process (GO): protein ubiquitination
Molecular function (GO): ubiquitin protein ligase activity
Source: RefSeq, a predicted model, not a curated record
UCCUUCCCUUCGAUUCCAUCCUACCAAGAAAGGAACCCAAAAUCUCUUCCUUGCCUCAUCUGUUAAGAUCCUAAAACUUCCCUACAAAACCUCGCAGUGGAAUUCUUCCUGUACCUUCCUACCUGCUGUCUUCGAUGGAGGGAGUGGAGGUCCCUUCCUACUUUCUUUGUCCUAUAUCGCUGGAGCUCAUGAGAGAUCCGGUGACCCUGACGACCGGCAUCACCUACGACCGCGACAGCAUCGAGCGGUGGAUCUUUGACAGGAAGCAGAGCACAUGCCCGGCCACGAAGCAACCCCUGGAGGACCGAGAGCUCACCCCGAACCACACCCUCCGGCGGCUGAUCCAGGCGUGGUGCACCCUCAACUCCUCCAACGGCGUCGAUCGGAUCCCGACCCCGAGGCCCCCCAUCGACAAGGCGCAGAUCGCCAAGCUCCUAGAGGAAGCCAGACUGCCCCAGUUCCGGCUUGGCUCCCUGCGGGAGCUUAGGACGAUCGUCUCCGAGAGCGACAGGAACAGGCGGUGCGUCGAGGCCACUCCCGGCGUCGUCGACUUCUUGGCUUCCGUCAUAGUCAACUACGGAUCGGAAGGAGAAACCGGUGAUGGCUCGGAGUCCGCGAGCGCUUGCGAUGAGGCACUCGUCCUCCUUCAGACUCUUGAAAUCUCUGAAGAAGGCCUCCUCGAUGUUUUCGUGAAGAACGGCGGCAUAAUGGAGUCGCUGUCGAUGAUCCUACGACGAUCGAACUACCAGUCGCGGAGCAAUGCGAUGCUUAUUCUGAAUUCUUUACUCGGAGUAAUCCCGCCGGCUCGAUCGAUCGGUCUCGGCGGGGAGCUGUUCCAGGAGAUCGUGAACGUGGUGCGUGACCGCAUCUCACAGCAGGCGACCAAGGCGGCACUGCAUGCGCUCCUCAGACUGUGUCUAUACGGAAAGAGCCGCGUCAAGGCGGUGGAAGCAGGAGCGGUGCACGCCCUCGUCGAACUGCUGCUCGAGAGCCCCCAGAAGAGAGUCUGUGAGCUGGCGUUGGCGGGCCUGGACUGGCUCUGUGGUUGCGCCGACGGGAGGGCGGAGCUGGUUCGCCACCGGGCGGCCAUCCCUGCGGUGUCCAAGAAGAUACUCCGGGUGUCGCAGCUGGCGAGCGAGAAGGCGGUGAGGAUAUUGCACUCGGUGGCGCGGCACUCGGCGACGGCGGCGGUGCUGCAGGAGAUGAUGAACGUGGGGGUGGUCUCCAAGCUGUGCCUGGUGCUCCAAGUUGGCUGCGGGGGGAAGAUGGAGGAGAAGGCCAGGGAGAUCCUAAAGUUGCACUCCAGGGUUUGGAAGGACUCCCCAUGUUUAUCUCCUCUCUACAGCUCUACGUAUCCGAUGUCAUACUGUACAUGAAAGAUCUCUUUUAGCUUCUUUCGAUGGGCAUGAAGGCAUGUCCUCGAAGCCGAAAUAAACCAUUUAAGAAGACCCUAUGACGUGGUGGGUCCCACUUGCACGACUAUUAAAGAUGACGUGGUGCUUUCCUAA